Daldinia loculata is the source of this 1042-nucleotide messenger RNA. RefSeq lists its product as uncharacterized. Lineage: Eukaryota; Fungi; Ascomycota; Sordariomycetes; Xylariales; Hypoxylaceae. The transcript has 2 exons. The record is from RefSeq and is a predicted model, not a curated record. Bases 182 to 775 code for a protein of 197 amino acids.
AUGGGAGGGUACGUUUAUGAAGAUUUUCCUGGACCGAUCGAUGUACUCAGGAGAUGACUAACCAUAAAUAUGCCCACAAACUAUCCUAGAAGGACGGUGCUUAGGCAGGAAUAAUUGCAAUCUGAAAAACGAGGACGCAGACAUCAUGAGCUGAAGCAACUUCUAGUACGAGUUCCUAGAUAUGUCUGAUCAAGCGGGGAUUCUUCCCGGUAGAAGAAACCGACAGGGAAGACAUGAACAGCUUACUCAAGCCGACACCAGCAUGACCCCAGCAAUUAACGGGAGAGAACAACUUACUGUCGACACAUCAAUUCAAGACACCCAGGAAAGGGAAAUCACCCUUGAUAAUACGAAUUAUAACUCAGAUGAACGCAAACUACCGUCUGAGCAGAUGCACGAACCCGACAAUCAUACAGCGCUUCGCGACGGCGAUAACGAACGGCUGGCCCAUUAUAGACACUUAUACCUUGCUUGCUCCUCCUUCACACAGGCGUUCUUCAUCCAACAGCCUGCGAACGGUUCGAUCGAAAUCCAAGGGUCGACGCCCAUGUGUACAAACUUACAGCAAUACCUGGCUCAGCAGCAGAUUGUCGGGAACCACGCGUUGGAAUUCUGGAGGGCUGAGACUUUAUACGAUGGCUCUCUUCCGGUGAUUCCUCAGCUCACUAAUCCUAGUGACUGGCUUCUUGAAGUAGGAACCGACCACGAUCAUAAUAAUCGGGAAAGUGACCUGGAGGCAGUAAAGGACGAAACUCGUAACGGGAUGUACGAAUAGGAGUAUCGACUGGCUGAGCGUUAUCUACUAUAAAAACUUAAGCUAAUUCGAAGGCUUCUUGGGGUUAUGAUGACUGGGUACUACAAAGUUGCUUCCAGGAGAAGUCUUCAAAUCAGGUAGUUCAUGUAUAGGUGGGAGGGCAAGUCAGUAGCUACCUAAGUAGUAAGAGCUCGUGACCCUCUUGAGGCUUUACAAAUUUCCGAAGAGCCCCAUUACUAAUUUGAAGCUGGACGCUAAUAAAAUGUAUUAUUUCUUACUAUGUACAUG